AUAGUGCGACGAGGCCAAAUCUGCAGUCCGACUUGACAACAUGGUCUCGAAAGCUUCAUGUUUCCAAGGCUUAUGAAACAACUCGACACGCUAGUAUUUUAGAUUAAUUGUUUAUUCGACGGACUUCAGCUCUUGGGCCUCUAAUGGAAGUCUUGCUAUCGUCAUUUGGAGCGGUCCUUCGCUAAAUUAACUAUUUAACCUCUGCUGGGUGAGCAGCACCAUCCAGGAAGUGAGAAGAACCUCAGUGGACGCUGGAUCCAUCAUGGAAGCUGUAACGCAUCGAAUUGGACACAAAGUCUUCUGGAGCAUCCAAAGAACAGGAUUCCUUUGCCGCAGGAACCACUCGGCCUUUGCUGAGCCGACUGCUCCUCCCGCGUCAUCAUCAUCAUCAUCAUCCCCAUCCCACGGCAGGCGAAUGAAAGUCCCUCUCCUGGUCUCUCGUCUCUAUCAGCCGUCAAACCUGCGUGACAUGGGCCCCGACAUGCAUGGAGAAGUUACCUGUAAGAGCCAGCGGCUCAUGCUGCAGGCAGGACUCAUUCAUCCUUCUAAUCCAGGAUGCUACUACUACCUUCCUGCCGCUGUGCGCUCCAUGGAGAAAUUGGUGAAAGUGAUCGACCAGGAGAUGCAGCAGAUAGGUGGGCAAAAGCUGGACAUGCCCAGUUUGUGCUCGGCUGAUCUGUGGAGAACCAGCGAGCGUUGGGACUUGAUGGGAAAGGAGCUGUUCCGUCUGAAAGAUCGCCAUGGCGUCGACUACUGUUUGGGACCCACGCAUGAAGAGGCCGUGACCAAUCUGGUGGCUCACCAGACCACUCUGUCCUACAGACAGCUGCCUCUACUCCUAUACCAGAUCACCCGCAAAUUUCGAGAUGAGCAAAAGCCAAGGUUUGGUCUGCUUCGAGGAAGGGAGUUCUACAUGAAGGACAUGUAUUCUUUUGAUGUGAGUGAGGAAGCCGCUUACGAGACCUACGAAUCUGUGUGCCACGCGUACACUCGGAUCUUCGGGCGGCUGGGCCUGCGUUGCGUGCAAGUGCAGGCCGACACGGGGAACAUCGGUGGAAAACUCUCCCAUGAAUUCCAGCUGCCCGCGGACGUCGGUGAAGACAGGCUUCUGGUCUGCGGGAGCUGCUCCUUCUCUGCCAACGUAGAGACAGUGGUGUCCAACAGAACCGAGUGCCCACAGUGCAAAACCGCUACCCUUACCGAGUCCAAGGGCAUCGAGGUGGGCCACACCUUUUACCUGGGCAAAAAAUAUUCGGACAUGUUUAACGCCGCUUUCAGCAACGCCCAAAACAAGCCGAGCGUUGCGGAAAUGGGCUGCUACGGCCUCGGAGUGACGCGCAUUCUCGCCGCGGCCAUCGAGGUGAUGUCGACGGAUGAAAAGAUCCGCUGGCCAGGUCUUCUAGCCCCUUACCAGGUUUGUGUUUUACCCCCCAAGAAGGGCAGCAAGGCAGCUGAGGCAGCCGCUAUGGCUGAAGAGCUGGUUCACACAUUAGGAGAGACGUUGCCGCAUCUGAGAGGCGAGGUUGUUUUUGAUGACCGCACCCAAAUGACCAUCGGCAAGAGGCUGAAGGACGCCGACCGACUGGGCUACCCGUAUGUGGUUGUGGUCGGACAGGGGGCGCUAGAGGAAACACCCAGGUUUGAGGUGAUCUGUCAGCAGACUGAUGAGACAUUGUCUUUAAGUAAGGAUGAGUUAUUCUGUCUUUUGGGAAAAGUGGAAAUCAUGUGAUUGAAAUUUGUUUGGAGCUGUCUUUUAAUGGCAAUUUCAUGAACUGCAUAAAAGUGUGGUGUUGUUCCACGGAAUAAAUUUUCAUUUUCGACCAUG
Molecule: messenger RNA, 1825 nt
Organism: Syngnathus typhle (broad-nosed pipefish)
Lineage: Eukaryota; Metazoa; Chordata; Actinopteri; Syngnathiformes; Syngnathidae
Gene: pars2
Product: prolyl-tRNA synthetase 2, mitochondrial
Exons: 4
Coding region: 263-1729 (488 amino acids)
Biological process (GO): prolyl-tRNA aminoacylation
Cellular component (GO): cytoplasm; mitochondrion
Molecular function (GO): proline-tRNA ligase activity; ATP binding
Source: RefSeq, a predicted model, not a curated record